Messenger RNA from Pseudomassariella vexata, 384 nucleotides. RefSeq lists its product as uncharacterized. Lineage: Eukaryota; Fungi; Ascomycota; Sordariomycetes; Amphisphaeriales; Pseudomassariaceae. Bases 1 to 384 code for a protein of 127 amino acids. The record is from RefSeq and is a predicted model, not a curated record. The transcript has a single exon.
AUGUCACUAAGAACACCGCCGAUGAACUUGAGGCUAUCAUUUCCGCAAAUCCUAACUUUCGGAAUCAUCAACACACUCCUAGGCUCAGUUUGUAAAGGCGAUUCGAUUUACAACAAAGAGGAAGCAAAGAAACGCCGGCUGGAUGGCUUGAGGCGCCGUGACAAAAGGUUCUCCCAGGGUGUAAUUUUUCCCAAGACAGACCGCAUUUCCAAGCGAAGCUUACCGGUACGGCAGAUCCAGGAAUUCGCGACAAAUUUGUACCAAGUUUUUAUCUACGUCGUGGGCGCGUUAGGCCGACAGUUGCCAUUCUGCUCAUCUGAUAUUAGAGCACCGGAUGAAACACCGACGAAGGGCAAGUUCUCAAGUAAAAACGAAUGCCUAUGA